Mytilinidion resinicola is the source of this 597-nucleotide messenger RNA. RefSeq lists its product as uncharacterized. The transcript has 3 exons. NCBI's taxonomy places the organism in Eukaryota, Fungi, Ascomycota, Dothideomycetes, Mytilinidiales, Mytilinidiaceae. Bases 1 to 597 code for a protein of 198 amino acids. The record is from RefSeq and is a predicted model, not a curated record.
AUGGCUCUCCUCUCCCUCCUCCUCUUCACCCUCUACCUGAUCUCCCUCACCACCGCCCAAACCAACCUCCCCUCCGUCCCCCCAGGCGUCUUCUCCGCCAGCGCGCGCAUCGAAAUCGCCACCACCGUCCCCCUCCUCUGGACCGCCGUAGCCAACUUUUCCGCCUACCCGGAAUGGAACCCCUUCGUUCGCUCCGCAAUCGUCACCAACGCUCUCGCCAUCCCCCUCCCCGCACCCCAACAAUGGCCCACCGAAAACGCCCGCCUCUUCUUCCGCGUCCAGAUCCCACCCCUCCCCCUCCCCGUCAACGCAUCCACGCCGGACAACCCCGCGCACACGCAGACGUCGUUUGAGAACAUCACGCACGUGCAGCCCACCCUUGGCCGCGUGGCGUGGAAGCUGCUCAGCCCGGACCUCGCGCUCGAGGCGGAGCGGUGGACGGCGGUGAGCGUGGCGGCGAGCGGGAACGCGCUGUACGAGAGCCGGGAAGUGUACCGCGGGGCGCUGGCGGGGGUGUUAGAGGGGCUGUAUGGGGCGGGACUGCAGGCGGGGUUUGAGGCGCAGGCGGAGGCGUUGAGGGGGUUGUUGGAGAAGUGA